AUGCAAAGGUCCGAGUGCAACAACCACAGGGCGGUGAAUCAGGCCAAUGCAUCUCGGCACAAACUGGAAGCUACAAGCAUCGGUGGAUGUGUGUGUACCAGACACAGAUGCUUUGUCCCUCAUUCCAUGGUAUAUUUUCAAAAGGGUGAGAGGCAAAUGAACAUGGACUACGUGCUUUGCAAUGCUCUCGGGUACAACACUGAAGGAUUGGAAACUGCUUUGACAUUUUAUGACAUGAAUUGCCAGUACAACAAAUAUCUAUUGCAUGGGGUCAAGGAGAGCCCAUAUCUGGCAAUCCCAUUUGGAAUGGAGAUCAUCCCGGGAAUAGGUCUUUGGCAUGUGCAUGGUCAUGCAUCGCACGGGUAA
Molecule: messenger RNA, 366 nt
Organism: Suillus fuscotomentosus
Lineage: Eukaryota; Fungi; Basidiomycota; Agaricomycetes; Boletales; Suillaceae
Exons: 2
Coding region: 1-366 (121 amino acids)
Source: RefSeq, a predicted model, not a curated record